Rhopilema esculentum is the source of this 1308-nucleotide messenger RNA. Its product is annotated as acid-sensing ion channel 1. Gene Ontology annotation, cellular component: plasma membrane. The record is from RefSeq and is a predicted model, not a curated record. Gene Ontology annotation, biological process: sodium ion transmembrane transport. NCBI's taxonomy places the organism in Eukaryota, Metazoa, Cnidaria, Scyphozoa, Rhizostomeae, Rhizostomatidae. Gene Ontology annotation, molecular function: ligand-gated sodium channel activity.
AUGGAUCAAAGAACAGAAAUUGACUUGAAAGAAUCCGCAGCGAGUUUGACCAUGCAUGGAUUCGGAAGAUUGCUUUCGACCAAAUCAAAGGCAAUGAGAUGCAUCUGGCUGUUGCUAAUUCUUUUCUUCAUAUCACUUGUAAUUUUGACAGUGAUGCCAACAAUUCGGGGCUACUUCAAAAGCCCGUCUUUAACAAAAGAAGAAACUGUUCGGGUAUCUGAAAUGAAAAUGCCAGCCAUAACUGUAUGCGGACCAAGCUUUAGUAAAGCUAAAGUCACAAAAUUCGCAAAAGAGAAAAACAUAACCGUUAAAUAUAACCGGAUUGGACUUAUAGACAACAUCGAUGACAUAUUAGGGAGAGCUUCCUCUCUAGAAGAUAUAGCAUAUGAUAACAACACCAUGUUUAUUAUCAACCCUGACGAAAAUGACAUUGCCAUCGAAAGAGUGCUUGUGGCCAACCAAGGUUACUGCUACAAAAUAAAUGCGAAUGGAUUUUUCGUACAACGCUCGACUGAUAUCGAGAAAUUUCUUUUCAUAGGAUUGUUCCUAAAUAUAUCAGAUGGAGUAUAUUUACGUAGGUCUACAACGGACUCCGUUGAAGUGAACAUACAAGAUCACAGACAACUUCCAUCACGGGAUUCUGGAACGGUUCUUGCUCCAGUAGGUCAUCUGACCUCUAUUGAAAUUAAAAAAACUGAAAUUAAGAGGCUAAAACCUCCGUACCCAUCAAAAUGCACAAAUGGCGAAAACUUGAGACUGCUUUUCAAAGGUGAUUAUUCGAUUAGCAAUUGCCGACUGUCUUGUUUCCUUAUCCAAGUUUCUCAAAAAUGUUCUGGUAUCCACUUUUUUGAUAGCAUCCUUUUACCAAAGGCGAUGAGAAAGAGGCUCGCAAGAAAUGAAAGCGAAUUAUCAUGCACUUAUUCAAUUUAUGAAAGCCUCUAUAAUUCGAAUUACGCUUCCUGCAACUGUGAACUACCGUGUACAGAAACAAGAUACAAUAAAUAUUCAUCAUCUGCAAAGCUAACAUCUUCUGAUCCAAGUAUCCAUAAGCACAUCGUGGCUAUUAACGUCUUCUUUGGGGGUAUGGAGUAUGAGAAAAUAACUGAAUUUAAAAUGUAUACUACUGAAAGGUUUGUUGGAGAAAUCGGAGGCCAGAUGGGAAUAUGGAUUGGUGCAUCAAUUUUUUCUGUAUUUGAGCUGAUUUAUUUGUUCGUCCAGUUUGCGGGUGUUUUUUGCCGGAAGAAGAGAAGGAAAUCUUCUAACCUCGAAAAAGGGAUGUCAAAAGAAGCGAAUGAUUCUGUUUUAUGA